AUGGAUGGUUAUAAUGAUAUUGACCUAUACAUGUAUGGUUCUACCAUAUGUGCUUACUUGUCUAUACUUUGCCAUGAAAGAAUAGGAACUGAAGUGACAAUGUACACUUGUGAAGACAUAAUCGUUAGUCACAAUGAUGAAAAUGAAUUACAAAUGUUGAAAACUGGGCUAAGAGAAUUUCUGUGUCGGAAAGUGCCAGAUAAUGAUGUUGUUUUCUUUCCAGUUUGUAAGAAUAGUCAUUGUUAUGUAAUUGUUGUUUUGACCAAACUGUAUACUGUAUUAUAUCUAGAUAGUUUGGGUUUAGUAAAACGGAAAGACUUAAGUUUUGUUAUGAAAAUAUUCAAGUUAUAUGCCAACUUCAAUGACCAAGAAUUUGAUGAAAAUCGAUAUAGCUAUUAUGCACCAGGUGUUUAUCGGCAAACAAAUGGUUACAAUUGUGGAGCUUAUGCAUGCAUGUUUGGAGAAGCAAUUAUUUUAGGGGACAAUUCUUCUUAUACAAUUCCAAUAAACGGUAACUUGGAGGAAUAUCGAAUACACAUUAAGGAUAAAAUAUUGGAGUAUAUGCAUAAAAAUUCCACAUUACCCAAUGAAUAUGACUUUGAUAAGUUAAAAUUUAAGAAAUUUCUUUUUAAAUGCACCAUUAAUAUCCAAGAAUCAGUUUCAAAAGAAAUCCCAUUUCGUGGAGAUGCAAUGACAUAUCUUGGCCAAAUUGCUAGUACAUAUUGGCAAUCUGUAGAGUGUAGUGUAUGUGAAAAGAAGAAUACUUCUGAUAAUUCGCACAACAUUACAAAGCAAUGGGUUUAUUGCAAAAAUGGUAACCACUGGUUACAUUGGUCAUGUGUCGGAAUAAAUGCAACUAAAGAAUUGCCAAUCGACUCAUACACAUUCCCCAGAUGUGAAGAUGAACAAUUCAGUGAAUAA
This is a messenger RNA of Macrosiphum euphorbiae (potato aphid), 921 nucleotides long. The record is from the annotation of a GenBank genome assembly. Lineage: Eukaryota; Metazoa; Arthropoda; Insecta; Hemiptera; Aphididae.